AAGUUAAGAUACGGAUAUUUCGAAGGGACAGAAAAGGUUGAAGAAGAGAGAAAGAAAGGCUCGACUCCAGGAGAGCCAGCAGUGCAACUUCGCAACAAAAAUUUGCGACAACAAUUUUUUUUUUUACUUCGCCUUCCAAGUCCAAACCUUUCUUUUGGGGUUUGAUUGAAGAAAAACUAUGGCAUCUGCAGACCAGGCUUCUUUAGGGGUCCAGGAAGUUAUGCUGGAAUUUCGUGCUGGUAAAAUGUUACUAGAGGGAAAACGGGUCACUCCAGAUACCCGUAAAGGGCUAGUUAGGAUAUCACGGGGUGAGGAGGGCUUGGUCCAUUUUCAGUGGAUCGAUCGGGUGCAAAAUGCGGUUGAAGAUGACCAAAUUGUUUUUCCAGAGGAAGCAACUUUUGAGAAGGUUGAGCAAGCAUCUGGAAGGGUCUACAUUCUAAAGUUCAAUACAGAUGAUAGGAAGUUCUUUUUCUGGAUGCAAGAGCCAAAAGCUGAGGAUGAUCAACAGUUAUGUCGCUCAGUAAAUCAUCACCUUAAUCGACCAUUAGAUUUUCUUGCUGAGGAGGAUUCUGGAGCAUCUGUCCCCCUUCAAGCUGAGGAGAUGGCUGAAGACGAUAUCUCAUCUAGAGCUGGUAAUUUGAUUGGCUCUAGCAUGGGAGCCGAAGUAGUGAGUGAUGUGACCUCUGCACCUGGACCAGUAAAAUUAUCAGAUUUGCAAAGGAUAUUAAGUAACCUUCAAUCUGCUGGUCCUGUAGAAGAUGUGGAAGAUCCUGAUGGAGGUUUUGGUUUAGGGGAUCUUUUGAAGCCUGAAUUGGUACUCCCAUUGCUCGAGACUUUGCCUUUUGAAGAACGCGUCGCUCCAUAUUUGCCAGAGGGUCAACAGUCACUUCAUGACUUGAUAGAGGUUCUACAGUGCCCUCCUUUCCGGCAACAAGUAGAUGCUUUCUCUUAUGUUCUGAAGACAGGCCAAAUAGAUUUGGCUCAGUUUGGCAUCGACCCAAGUAAAUACAAGUUUACCGUUCUUUCUUUCUUGGAGGCACUUGAAGACUCUGUUUCAAAAAGCUUGGAACCUGAUGCAUUGGGCCGAGGAAUUAACGAUCCAAUGGACGAAGGGCAAUAGUGGACAGCAAUUUAGGAUUGUGUGUUCCUUUACUGAGAUGAUCCUAUGGUGACUGGGCUUAUACAUCCUCGUCUUUACUUCCCUGUUUUUCUUGCCGAGGUAGGGGGGUUGUUGGUUUUUGGUCAGAAAAUUACACUAGCAAAGCAAAUGGUUGCAAGCUAUUUGUACUAGGGUACUCGUUUUAAUUUAGUAGACAACUUAUUUCAUCAACUAGUUGGGUGUCCGGAGAGCAUCGUUGGUCAUUGCAAUUGAUAUUCUUGGAAGUGUAGUGGUAGUUUUGUUGGUUUGUAAAAUUAAAAACAUAUUGUCUUGGGUGGUUGCGAUAGCUGAGCAGGAAAUUACUUCAUGUUUAUGUUCUAGUUAAAGGCCCUUCGUGUGCACUGGUUGUGCUGGUCUGGUGGCUUGAUUGGAAUUGAAAUAAAACCUCAAAAACCCCCCUUUAUGUUAUUUA
Molecule: messenger RNA, 1571 nt
Organism: Beta vulgaris subsp. vulgaris (sugar beet)
Lineage: Eukaryota; Viridiplantae; Streptophyta; Magnoliopsida; Caryophyllales; Amaranthaceae
Product: 26S proteasome regulatory subunit RPN13
Exons: 14
Coding region: 179-1120 (313 amino acids)
Biological process (GO): ubiquitin-dependent protein catabolic process
Cellular component (GO): proteasome regulatory particle, lid subcomplex; nucleus; cytoplasm
Molecular function (GO): endopeptidase activator activity; proteasome binding; ubiquitin binding
Source: RefSeq, a predicted model, not a curated record